Molecule: messenger RNA, 1239 nt
Organism: Abrus precatorius (Indian licorice)
Lineage: Eukaryota; Viridiplantae; Streptophyta; Magnoliopsida; Fabales; Fabaceae
Product: nuclear transcription factor Y subunit A-3-like
Exons: 4
Coding region: 19-1095 (358 amino acids)
Biological process (GO): regulation of transcription by RNA polymerase II
Cellular component (GO): CCAAT-binding factor complex
Molecular function (GO): RNA polymerase II cis-regulatory region sequence-specific DNA binding; DNA-binding transcription factor activity, RNA polymerase II-specific
Source: RefSeq, a predicted model, not a curated record
GUGCCGUAGUGGAAAACAAUGAAGAACUUAUCUAAGAAAGAUUCUGGUUCUGCCCAUUUAACAUCUUAUGCUCUUGGAUGCUCAUCAUGGGGCACUUCCUCUGAAUCUAAUGUGCAACAAUCGUCCAUGUCCAAAAAUUUGACCUUGAAAAUGAGUGUUCUUCCACAUCAAUGCCAUAAGACUAAGCCAAUGAAUUUUCAAUUUCAAGACCAAGAUUCAUCUUCAACUCAAUCAACUGGUCAAUCUUAUCCGGAAGUGGGUUCGGCACAAUCAGGUCAAAUUUCUGUCCAGUAUAGCAAUUCUUCUGCUUGUUCAACACUUAACAAAACUGGGGAAAAGAGCGUGGCAGGUCUCAUCAGGUCAUCUGUGGGGAGUCAGGAUUUUACCUUCCCUCCUUCGCAACUGGGUCACAACCAAUCAUUUGUUCAUACUGCAUUCCAUCAUGGGGAGCCUUGCUUUAGUGGCCUACUAGCUACUCCAUAUAGGCCAGAACCUAAUCUAAUAGGAAUGACUCCUAUGCGAAUUCCUCUGCCACUUGCUCUCAGUGACGAACCCAUAUAUGUGAAUGCAAAGCAGUACCAUGCUAUCCUGAGACGCAGGCAGUAUCGUGCAAAGCUGGAAGUGCAGAACAAACUCAUCAAAGAACGGAAAGUAAGUGCACUUUUUUUUUUUCCACUCCCCUCUAAAGUCAUUUCUCUUAACAACUCUGACAUUUGUUUGCAGCCAUAUCUUCAUGAGUCCCGCCACCUACACGCACUGAAGAGAGCAAGAGGUUCUGGUGGACGCUUUCUGAAUACCAAAAAUCUCCAAGAGUCAAAGCUCGUUUCUGGCCGAGACGUUUCUGGCUGUACUCAAUUGAAUCUGUGUGGAAAAAUUUCAGAAUCGAAGGUGCAUGCAGUGGAAAACUACAGAGAUGGUGCUUCCACAACCACUUGUUCUGAUGUUACUAGUGCAUCUAAUAGUGAUGACUUGUUCCGGCAACAUGAGUCAGACUUUAGAUUAUGUGGUUACCCUUCUAACAUUGGGAGGAACAUACAGGGUUUCUCAGCUGAUUUUGGUGGUGGUAAUAAACAUCAUCUACCAGUCCUAAUGUGACAAACUUGAAUGGCUCACAGUAGUAAGUUAUUCUUCAGCACAUAGUUGGAGAAUAUGACUACUUGUGUUCCGUUGGGAAGUCAUCCUUGGCUCAUUUACAUUAUUAUGUCUAACUAUUGUUCAUGUUAAUUGUUUUGGAACUAG